AUGCCUUCCCACACACACUCUUCCGUCGCCGAGAGGGCGUUUGCCUCUGGCAACACCACCACCAACACCAACACCACCACCACCACAAGCCUCUCUGUCCCGCUUGCUCCCCGCAAAGCCGGCGACCAUGUUCUUGCCCCCAUUGGGACCGGCAGACCCCUUGCGUCCACUUGCCCAAAGAAAUCUCGGGCCGUCACAGAGCCCACAUCAGUGGAAGAGCUCGUCGAUAAGUUUGCCGCCCUCGACUUGCUUGGUCCCUCGCGGAACCGCCCUGCCCCGCGCAAGAGCUGCCUCAAAAAAUACCAGCCCACUACUCCUCCCAACUUCUACAACACAAGAAACAAAGCCAGCGGGAACUCAAACUCGAGCCCAAACAAGAGGCCGAGCCCGAGCAAGCGGAUGAGCCCAAGGGUGCCCCGCCCUCGCAGCGCCCGCAAGCGUGCCGCCUUCCGGGCUGGCCGGCACAUCGCCACCUGCCUCGAGACGGGAACACCUAUUCCCCCCAUCUCUCCAUUUGGCUCAUCGCGUUCAUACUUCCGCGCCCGCCACACGCUGCGGGUGCUUUGCAUGGAGAAGCGACGUCAAUCCUCCAACGGCUUCUGGAAUGACGAGGACCCUGACUACAUAAACCACUCAUACGCGGAAGCCCUGGCGGCCAGCGGCAACCUCUUCAUCGACGAUUUCAACAGUCCUACCACCCAACAAGAGGGCGCGGGCGGCGGCUACCCCAGCGAACAGGUCAUCGACCUUCGUCUCCAGCUGGCCACCCAAAGAGCCGAGGUUCUGAGCGUGCAGGCCAUCAAGCGCGGCGCCAUAGACUUUGCCCUCUACGUCUGCAAGUUCGGCUCGCGUCGGCACGCAAAGGCCACCCGCCACUUCCAAAAAUACCAGAACAAGGUCCUCCUUGGCAGCUACAAGGGUCCCGAGAAGAUCCAUGCCAUUCCUGGCGGCCCGGGCUACGUCGCCUUGGCUCCUUGGUUCUACGACAUUUCUACUGCCAUGUCGGCAUAUCGCUCAGUCUUCUACUACUGA
Messenger RNA from Hirsutella rhossiliensis, 1032 nucleotides. RefSeq lists its product as uncharacterized. The transcript has a single exon. Lineage: Eukaryota; Fungi; Ascomycota; Sordariomycetes; Hypocreales; Ophiocordycipitaceae. Bases 1 to 1032 code for a protein of 343 amino acids. The record is from RefSeq and is a predicted model, not a curated record.